AUGACGCAACGGGAAGGCAUUCACAAGUUCGAGAAUGAGCGUAUUAAAACGCUGCAGGAAGAACGUUUACACAUCCAGAAGAAAACGUUUACAAAAUGGAUGAACUCGUUUCUGGUAAAGGCCAAGAUGGAGGUCGACGACCUGUUCAUCGAUCUGGCAGACGGUAUCAAGCUUCUGAAGUUGCUGGAAAUCAUCUCCGGCGAGAAGCUGGGCAAGCCGAACAGUGGCCGCAUGCGUGUACAUAAGAUAGAGAACGUUAACAAAAGUUUGGCCUUUCUGCACACGAAGGUUCGCUUGGAGUCGAUCGGUGCGGAAGACAUUGUAGACCAUAAUCCCCGCCUUAUUCUCGGCCUGAUUUGGACGAUCAUUCUUCGUUUCCAGAUUCAGGAGAUCGAAAUCGAUGUGGACGAAGAAAAUGAAUCGUCGGAAAAGAAAUCCGCCAAAGAUGCAUUAUUGCUGUGGUGCCAGCGAAAGACCCACGGAUAUCAGCAUGUACACAUUACCGAUUUUACCAACUCGUGGCGUUCCGGCCUUGGCUUCAAUGCGCUUAUUCAUUCGCACCGCCCAGAUUUGUUCGAUUACAACAGCCUCAUGCCUGGGCGAAACAUUGAAAACCUUAACCAUGCGUUCGAUGUGGCGGAACGAGAGCUCGGCAUACCCCAGCUGCUGGACGCGGAAGAUAUUGACACGGCCCGGCCGGAUGAAAAAUCCAUCCUCACGUACGUUGCCUCAUACUAUCACACUUUCGCCCGGAUGAAAAGCGAACAAAAGGGCGGAAAACGUAUUGCUAACAUUGUCAACAAGCUGAUGGAUGCGGAUAAGAAAAAAAUGCAGUUCGAGCACCUGAUAACGAAUCUGCUGAGCUGGAUACGGGCCAAGACGGUAGAGCUAGAGAAGCGGAACUUUCCCAACUCUGUCGAGGGUAUCCAGGGCGAGCUGUUAGCGUUCAAGGAAUAUCGUACGGUAGAAAAACCACCCAAAUACAAGGAACGUAGCGAAAUUGAAGCCCUCUACUUUCACGUGAAUACACUUCUCAAAUCACUGAAUCAACCACAUUACACGCCACAGGAUGGUAAGAUGAUAAACGACAUCGAAAAAGCCUGGCAGCGUUUGGAAAAUGCUGAGCACAACAGAGAGGUGGCACUGCGUGACGAACUCUUACGGCAAGAGAAGUUGGAACAGUUGAACUUCAAGUUCGAGAAGAAAUCCGUACUGCGCGAAGGAUACUUGAAUGAGAUGAUACAAGUACUGACGGAUCCACGGUAUGGUCCUGCUUUGCGGCAGGUGGAUGCCACCGUCAAGAAACAUGAAGCCAUCUCGGCCGACAUUCUGGCACGCGCAGAUCGGUUCAAUGAUCUUACCGACAUGAGCAACGAAUUGCACGAGGAGAACUAUCACGGAAAGGAUCGUGUUAAGAAGCGCGAGACGGAGGUGAUUACGAAGUGGAAGGAAUUGCUGGAAUUACUGGAAAACCAUAAGCUGAAGUUGUCUCAAAUGAGUUCAUUGAUGAAUCUUUUGCGAGAAAUUGACGCAACGAUGACUACAAUAAGGGCGCUUCAGACGCAGUUUGCUUCCGAAGAUGUAGGACCGCACCUGCUGGGAGUGGAAGAAUUACUGCAGGCUCAUUCCUUGCUUGAGCUACAGGUUACUACGCUCGGCGAAACGCAACGUCGCUACGUUCGUCAAGGUGAGGCAUUCAAAAGAGGGGAUUACAAGGACACCAGUCAACUGGACGGCAAACUCGCCGAACUGGCCAAGUUGUAUCAGGAAUUGCAAGCGAUGAGUGCAGCACGUCGGGCGCGGCUGGACGAGGCUCGGGAUUUCUAUCAGUUCGUGGAGGAUCACGAGAACGAAGAGGGUUGGCUCGUGGAUAAGCAGCGGAUAUGUAAAGCAGGCAUCACGGCGAAGGAUCUGCGUGCCGUCAUGUCCCUCCAGCAGAAGCAUAAAGCGCUGGAAGAUGAGAUGAAAGUGCGAAAACCAAAAUCCAACCAGAUCACGGAAGCAGGAAAGAAAUUGAUUGCGGAUAAACACUCGCGGAUGUCUGAAGUGCAAGGAAAAAUCGAUUCCCUUCAAGAGCACUGGAAAGCCUUGGAGGAUUUGGUGGAUCUACGGAAGCGACAGCUUGAAGACGCAGCCGAAGCUUAUCAGUACUAUGCCGAUGCAAAUGAGGCAGAUUCGUGGUUAAACGAAAAAAUGGCACUAGUUGCUUCGGAUGAUUUUGGCGUCGACGAACCGUCGGCCCAAGCGCUCCUGCAGCGCCAUCGGGAUUUACAAGGGGAACUGAAUGCUUAUUCGGGAGACAUACUGAAUUUGAAUCAGCAGGCAGAAAAACUGAUCAAAGCAGGAAUUUGUACGCUAGACCUAUCAGCGGAUCCGGAACCCGUGCAUGAAUUGGAACAGGAAGAGUGGGUUAAUGAAACCCGCCUGGUUCCCAAGGAAGUGUGGGAAGACGAACCAGUCGAGCGGCUUGAACAUCGCACUGUCACGGAGAACAAAUUGCUGCCCCACGUACAAGCCUUGUAUCGGUUCGAGGGUCAAAACAUGAAAGUAGCCAAAGGUGAUGUAAUGAUUCUGCAGAACAAAAACAAUGUUGACUGGUGGAACGUUCGUAAGCUCGACGGUACGGAAGGUUUUGUUCCGGCGAAUUAUGUGAAAGAAAUAGAGCCUCGACCCGUGCCCUGCUUAGUCCGCAAAGCAGAGAAGGUAAAGGUGAUGCAAAAGGUGAAGAAAACUAUCCUGGUGAAGGAAGUGAUACAGGUGAAGCGCGUGCGACCGGCAAAGGUAAGCCAGAUGAAGCCGCUGGUGAAACGUCGUGCCAGAGGCGAUGAUCUAACAGCCCUCGAUAGCAACGACAGUGUCGAUAAGCGCCAAAAACAUAUCAAUGGCACGUACGAUCAGCUGCAGGAUCUUGCAGAAAGGCGACGAGCCUUAUUGGAAGAUUCAAUAUGCCUGUUCCGCUUUUAUCGCGAGUGCGAUGAUUUCGAAAAAUGGAUAAAGGAUAAGGAAAAAAUGCUCCGUACCGACGAUCCGAAGGGUAGCGUAGAAACCGCCAGACGCCAGUUUGAAACAUUUGUGAAUGAUCUUUCCGCGUCUUCAAAGCGCGUUGAAGCGAUCGAUUCCGAUGUGGAAGAUUUUGUGCGCCAGGGCCACUCACAGCUGGAUAAGGUGAAAGCCCGUCAACGACAGAUUCACCAGAUGUGGGAACAUCUGAACUACCUGAAGGGACAGAAGGAAAAGAGCCUCGAAGGUGCGUCCAGCGUGGAGCUAUUCUAUCGAACGUGCGAAGAAGCGAUCGAUUGGAUGAACGAAAAGAUGACGCAGCUCGAUACGGCGGAGGUUGGACCGGAUCUGAAAACUGUGCAAGCACUGCAGCGUCGCCAUGAAAAUCUAGAACGCGAAUUAGCCCCGGUGAAGGAGAAGGUGAACCGAGUGAAUUUGCUUGGUAACACCGUAAAAAAUUCGUACCCAUCCGAGCGCGAUAAUGUUAGUGAGAAACAGCGUGAAAUUCAGAACCUGUGGCAAAAGGUGCAGGAAAAAGCAAAAGAAAGACGGUCGCGAUUGGAGAAUGCUGUUGGACAGCAAAUAUUCAAUAACAGCACAAAGGCAUUACUCAGUUGGAUCGCGGAGUGCAAUAACCAGCUGAACGCAGAAGAAACAGCGCGUGAUGUUGAAACGGCAGAAAAGUUGCUAAAGAAACACAAGGAUUUGGGCGAGGACAUAAACGCACACGAUGAUGAGUUUGUACAGCUAGCCAAGCUUGGGCAGCAAAUUUUGGAGCGUAAUCCUGCGUUAACCGAAGAUCCUGAUAUGGCGAACAAGAUGGCAAAACUGGAGGCCGAGCGUCAGAGGCUGCAUGGUGCCUGGCUGGCGAAGGAGAAGAAAUUACAGCAAUGCAUUGAGCUGCAAAUAUUUAAUCGCGAGGCCGACAAAAUUGAUGCGACCACGAAAAGUCAUGAGGCGUAUCUGGAGUAUGACGAUUUGGGUGACUCGCUUGACGAUGUAGAGGCCAUUAUGAAGCGACACAUUGAUUUCGAAAAUUCUCUCGGGGCACAGGAUAAGAUUCUGAAAAACUUUUCCGAGGGCGCAGAUCGGUUGAUUCGCAAUAAUCAUUACGACGCCAAGUACAUUGAUGAGCGUCGUGUUCAAGUAUUGGCCCGCCGCGAACGGGUCAAGGAGUUGGCACAAAAGCGUCGCAACGCACUGCAAGCUUCCAAGGAUUUCCAGAAGUUUUCGUCCGAUGUGGAUGAUUUAAAUAGAUGGCUGGCGGAUAAGACAAAAAUUGCAAGCGAUGAAAGUUAUAAGGAUCUUUCGAACCUUCCGCGCAAACUUCAGAAACAUAAGGCUUUCGAGAGGGAAUUGCGAGCCAACGAAGGUCAGUUGCGCAUGGUCAACAAGGAGGGCGAAUCGUUGAUCAAGACAAACAACCGUGCGGGUGAAGUGAGUGAUACGCUUGCGACUAUCAAUCAGAAAUGGAAGGAUCUAGUAGCGACGUCGCUGGAGAAAGGCCGACGACUAGAGCAGGCUGCGCUACAACGAGAACACAAUCGCUACAUUGAAGACUCGAAGAGUAAGUUCGAUGAGCUGGAUCAUGCGCUACAAAGCAAGCAAGUGGGUAACGAUUUGCGCAGCUGCAAGGAGCUAAUGAACAAACACCAAGUCCUGGAGAAUGACAUUGCACUCUGGGAGCAAAAGGUAGCGGAACUGGUCACCACUGGUGAAGAGAUGGCACACGAGGGUCACUUCGAUGCUAACAAUAUUCAGAACGAGACCAAAAAGUUGCAAGCUCAAUUCGCUGGGUUAAAGGAUCCAGCCCGGCAGCGUCGGGAUGCGCUUGAUGAAAGCUUACGCUUCCACAAGUUCGUCUUCGAACUGGAUACUGAGCUUCAAUGGAUCAAUGAGCACCUUCCGGCAGCGAAAUCGGAAGUAAUCGGUCAAAAUUUGCAUCAAGCGCAAAGUCUUUCGAAGAAACACAAAAAACUGGAAGCUGAAAUAGAAGGUCAUCAGCCAAUGAUAAACAAAACAUUGACUUCUGCCGAAAAUCUGAUCAACCAAAAUCAUCCGGAGCGAGUGAAAGUGAAAGAACUCUGUAACACGCUUGAGAAAGCAUGGGCCGAUCUUCAAGAUCAAUCAGCGGAGCGAUCGCGUAAACUGGAAUUAUCUCUCAAGGCGCAACAGUAUUUGUCCGAGGCGGGAGAAAUCGAAACAUGGUUGGGUGAGCGCAAUAACGUCCUGCGUUCGUCGGAUUACGGCCGGGAUCGAGACUCAGCUACGAAGCUGCUAACCAAGCACAAGGUAAUCGAAUUGGAGCUGGACACUUAUUCCGGCAUCGUAUCCGAGAUGGGUCAUACGGCAUCAGCCAUGAUUGCAGCCAAACAUCCGGACAGUAAGGUAAUCGGGACAAAGCAGCAGCUGAUUGAGAAGAUGCUUAAAUCCCUGCAAAGACUUGCUGGCCAGAGACAGCUGCGCCUAAUGGAAAGUCUGUAUCGUCACGAAUAUUUUGUGGAGUCUGCCGAAUUAGAGCAGUGGAUCAAAGAACAGGAACAAGCUGUCAAUUCGGAAGACUACGGUCAUGAUUAUGAACAUUUGUUGAUUCUUCAAAACAAAUUUGAUGACCUUAAACAUCGGAUCGAAGUUGGAGCGGAGCGUUUCAACCAGUGUGAAAAUUUCGCAAAGAAACUUAUCGGUGGAGAUAGUCCGUAUGUAUCGGAAAUAGAAAAACGGCAAGAACUAUUGAGUAUUGCUUGGCAACAUCUCCUUGAACAAUUGGAUGCACGUGAAAAGAAACUUCACGCUGCUGGUGAAAUACACAGGUUCCAUCGUGAUGCAGCUGAAGCAUUGUUCCGUAUUCAGGAUAAAAAUGCAGCCCUGUCAAGUGAGUUAGGAAAGGAUUUGAAUUCCGCUCUCGCACUAGCCCGCAAACAUGAAGCGUUUGAAAACGAGUUGGUACCGCUGGAAGCUCAGCUGCAGGUGCUGGUUGACGAUUCAUUGCGCUUGCAAACAAAAUACCCGGGAGACAACGCUAAGGCAAUCGCUGCCGAACAGGAAAAUGUAAUCCAGUACUGGAAUUUGUUGAAAGAAAAAUCAGCCCUGCGAAACGAUCAACUGCACGCAAGCUGUGAUCUACAGCACUUCCUAACGCAGGUGCGCGAUCUGAUGUCGUGGGCCACCAACUUGCGGGCUGCAUUGCAAGCCGAGGAACAUGUCAGUGAUGCGGCUGGUGCGACUGCUCUCAAGAUUCAGCAUGAUGCCAUUUACGGCGAAAUCGAAGCCCGCGAGCAAACAUUCCGCGAGCUAAACGAGCUCAGCGAUUCCAUGGUCCAGACGGGACACUAUGCGGCCACAGAGGUAGAGGAGAAGUGUUCAGCACUGCUAGACGAGCGAGCAAAGCUACAUUCAGCUUACAACAAGAAGAAAAUUUUGCUUGAACAAAAGAUAGAUCUUUUCUGCUUUAUGCGUGAUGCAAAGGUGAUCGAUAAUAUUUCCAGUGGCCAAGAGGCUACACUGUCCAGCUCCGACUUUGGCCAGACGGUUGAGGUGGUGCAGGAUCAGGUGAAGCGUCAUGAAGCAUUCGAGAAGCUGAUCCAAACACAGGAUGAAAAGGUAGCGAUACUACAAGAUCAUGGACGUAAGCUAGUUGAACAGAAUCACUAUGACAGUGAAAACAUCCGUCGUCGUUUGCGGGAGAUUGUCGAAAGACGUCAAAAAGUGAAGGAUCUGUGCGCGCUGCGACGUCAGAAGUUGGCGAAUGCGCUCCUUUAUGCGCAAUUCAUUCGCGACUGUGCUGAGGCCGGAGCUUGGAUCAAUGAAAAGCAGAAAAAGUUGGAAGCGGACGCGCACAGUUAUACCGGUGCCAGUAACAUGGAAGAUAAGGUGAAAAAGUUGAAGAAACUGCAGGCAUUCGAUGCGGAAGUAAACGCGAACGAGGGGCGCAUACGCGAGGUGCGUGAUAAGGGAGAAAAGUUGAUCGGCAAAAAGCACGAAUGUGCUGGGGAGAUCCAGGACGAGCUAGUGAAGUUGAUGCAAUCUUGGAACGUGCUGUUGAACGAGCUGGCCUCUAGAAGCAGAGGCUUGAAGGAGGCACAAGAUAUUUUGGAAUUCAACACACAACUCGACAAACUGGAGGCCUGGAUCCGCGACAAGGAGAUGAUGAUAAAUGCCGGUGAGACGGGUCGCGAUUUAGAGCACUGCAAUGCAUUGCGGCGAAAGCUGGAUGAUGUUGAUAGUGAUAUGCGGGUGGAUGAUCAGCGCAUUAAAAAUAUAAACCAAUUGGCCGAUAAGCUGGUGAGCCAGGACAAGGUGGAAGGAAAGAACGUACAGCAGCGUAGAGAAAACUUCAACAACAAAUGGAAGUCGCUGCAAGGUGCGCUGAGUCGCUAUCGCGAUCUGCUUGCUGGUGCGUAUGAAAUACACGUGUUCAAUCGUGACGUCGACGAUACAGCGGAACGUAUUGCCGAGAAGAUGCUUGCCAUGAGCGUGGACGAUACGGGACGCGACCUAAUUGCCGUUGAAGCCCUCAAACGCAAACAGGAAGCCAUCGAACGGGACAUGACGGCGGUCGAACAAAAGAUUCGUGAACAUGAAACCAGUGCUGCAUCGCUGGCCGACAAGUACCCUGACAAUGCGAUCAACAUUGUGGAGAAACUGGACGAGCUUAAGAAACAGUGGAACGAGCUACAGAACGCGAGCGUGAAACGCGCAGAGUUGCUCAAGCAAGGUUACACUGCCCACAAAUUCACCGCAAACGUGAAGGAGCUUGAACUUUGGGCCAAUGAAAUGAUUAAGCGAAUGGACUCCGCCACUAACCCGGCAACUAUUGCUGACUGUGAGGCACAGAUUCAGUUGCACAACGAGCGUAAGGCUGAAAUCGAUGGGCGAGAUCUCGUGUUCCGCGACUUGAAGGAGCACGGUGAUCGUUUGGUGGCAGAAAACCGCGAACGCUCAGUACGUAACGAUCAUGUCGAAAAGGCGUUGCGCAAUUUGGAAGAUCUAAACAAACAUCUGCAUGACUCCUGGAAAGGACGUUUCCGUGGUCUCAAGGAAGCUCAUCAGCUGCAGCUGUUCAAGGAGCAGGCCGAUCAGAUCGUGGAAUGGUUAACGAACAAGGAAGCGUUCCUGAACAAUGACGAUCUUGGCGAGUCGUUCACGGCUGUGGAAGCGCUGAUAAAGAAGCAUGAAGCUUUCGAAAAACUACUGCACUCCAAUCGCAUCGGUGAACUGGAACGAUUUGCGGAGGAAAUUUUGGCCGAAAGUCCGUUUGAAGCGGAUGUGAUCAAGCAGCGUCUGUAUGCGGUAAUCAGUCGCAAGGAUAAACUUCUAGCAUCGGCCGAAUAUAGAAAGCACAAGCUUCACGAAAGCUUGCAACUGCAACAAUUCUUACGAUCGUUGUAUGAGGUCGAAAAGUGGACGAAUCAGAAAAUGCAGAUCGCGCUGGAUGAGAACUACCGAGAGCCGAGUAAUUUGCAGAGCAAAAUCCAGAAGCAUGCCGCUUUCGACGCGGAAUUGCUUGCCAAUUCUGGUCGUGUGACGGCCGUUAUCGAGGAAGGGGAGUCCCUGAUCAACGCCGAACACUACGCUGGCAGUUUAGUGCAGGAACAACUGGACAUCGUGGAAAAUGAGUGGCAGAAGCUACGCGAAGCAUCUCGAGAGAAAAAGGAGCGCCUGGCGGAAGCCUACGAAGCGUUGCUGUUCCAACGUAGUUUGGAAGAUUUCAACAAUUGGAUGGACGAAGUUGAGCAACAAUUAUCGUCGGAAGAUUACGGUCGCGACCUAGCGUCCGUACACAAUCUGCUGAAGAAGCACGACAUGCUCGAGGCAGAUGUAGCCCAUCACGCGGACACAUGUGAGCAGAUCAAAGGCACCGACGCAAAGAUGCUGUCCUCGGACCAUUUCUUGAAGGACGAGCUGCACGAGAGUGCCAUGCUCACAAUUAAGCGUUACCAUUCGCUACACGAGCCAACUACAAUACGGCGGGACAAUUUGGAAGAUUCUCUACAGCUGCACCAAUUCUUGCGCGAUGCUGAAGAUGAGCUGUUGUGGCUGAACGAGAAAGAACCACAGGCAGCGUCGAAGGAUCUGGGCAGCAGCCUAACAGCGGUGCAAAGUUUGCAGAAGAAACAUCAAGCACUCGAGGCAGAGAUUCUGAUCCAGGAACCCAUCAUAUCAGCUUUGGUGCAGCGCGGGCAGCAAAUGAUCCGAGACAAUCAUUACGCCGUGGAGCAAAUUGAGCGACAGUGUGGUCAGCUUCAGAACAAGUUGGUAAACUUGCGGAACCUAACAAACGUGCGACGGCUUCGUCUGCUAGACGCCGUCGAGAGCCAACAGUUUUAUGCUGAGGCAAAUGAGGCCGAAUUUUGGUUACGCGAGAAGAAGCCAAUUAUUUCGUCGCAGGAUUACGGCAAGGAUGAAGAUUCGGUCAGUUCAUUGCAGAAGAAGCUCGAUGGACUUCAGCGUGAACUGGGUGCAUUCAAGCCGACAGUAGAAAAGAUUGAAAAACUGUCCAGCGGCCUUCAGACUCGUGGUCACUUCGAUAGUGAGAAAAUCAGGAGCAAAAACGAUAAAAUUCAGUACCAGUUCCAGGAGCUUAACCGGUUAGCGGCGGAACGUGAAAAGAAGCUCGCCGAAAUGAAGAAGUUGUACGAGUUUGUACGUGAGAUCGAUGAUCUGCAGGAGUGGAUCGAGGUGCAGAUGACAACAGCUGGUUCGGAGGAAUACGGUACGGACGUGGAACACGUCGAACAGCUAACGGCUCAGUUCGAAUCGUUCGUGUCAAAUUUGAAUGCGAACGAAUCCCGGGUAACGGCUUGCGUUGCCAAGGGCGAAGCACUGCUUAACGAUGGCAAUCCCAACAAGGACACAAUUAAGGCAAAACGAGACGAAACGAAACAGCUGUGGGAAGAGCUGAAGGAUUUGGUGGUUGCACGGCAAGAGGCUCUGGCCGGAGCCCGGCAGGUACACGUGUUUGAUAGAACGGCUGAUGAGACGAUUGCUUGGAUCAACGAGAAAAUAUCCUCUGUCCUGUCGGAAGAUUACGGACACGAUCUGGAGACAAUCCAGUCAUUGGUACGCACACACGAAGCUUUCGAGGCAGAACUGGGCGCUAUCAAGGAGCAGCUCGAGUCGGUAGUGAACGAAGCACAAAAGUUGGCUGAAACGUAUCCCGACGCAAAGGAACACAUCGAGGUGAAGCGUGAUGAAACGAUAGAAGUAUGGUCCGAGUUGAAAGAAAGGACAAUCCAACGCAAGGAGAAGCUCAUGCAAGCCGAGCAGUUACAAGCGUAUUUCGAUGAGUACCGUGAUCUGAUGGCGUGCAUCAACGAGAUGUUGGCAAAGAUCACCGCACCGGACCUAGCGAACGAUGUUGCCGGUGCCGAAGCAUUGAUCGUCAAGAUCAAAGAACAUCGUACCGAGGUGGAGGCGAGAAAGGAAGCAUUCGAGGUAUUUAGCCGGACUGGACGAAAACUGAUCCAAGACAAACAUUUCCUGGCGAAUGAAGUGCAGGAAAAGAUCGCCGUGCUCGAGCAGCGCAAGCGUCUGCUCGAUAAUACUAUUGUGCAGCGCUUGGAGAUGUACGAGCUUAACUUGGAUACGCAACGUUUCCUGAAGGAAGCGGAAGACAUGGAGCAAUGGAUUAUAAGCCGCCAGAUGCAACUGAAGGAAACGAAAUUAGGUGACUCGAUCGCCCAGGUCGAAGAUCUGUUACGCAAGCAUGAAGACUUUGAGAAAACGGUAGCUGCCCAGGAGGAGAAGCUAUUGGCUCUAAAACGCAUCACACUGCUUGAGCAGACAUUCAAGAAACAGCUUGAAGCAGAACAGGCCGCUCGGAUCGCCGAAAAGGAGCGAAUUGAACGUGAACGUCAUGAAGCUCUUAAGCAGAAGGAGGUGCAACGAAUCACGGAAGAACGGCGGCGCCGGGAACCGGUCUCGAUCAAUGGUUACAACGACGGCGGGUUAAAUUCGGUCUCUGGCAUGGGCAGCUCGUCUGGCCAUUUGUCACCCGGUAGCGCUGGCAUGAUGGUCGAUCGCAAUGACUCCGCGGCCUCGGCUGGUGCGUUGAACACAUCGAGCAACGCCGUGCCUAUCACCGUUAGCCACGCCGACCAAACGAGUCCGGUGCAGAAAUCGAAUUCGUUUGCGACGAUGCUGCAGGAACGUUUGCGUCGUGGAUCCGAUAGCAACAUCAAGCGUGCGGAAAGCAUGAAAAUGGGCCUGAAGCCAGUAAAACGCGCGCCCUCAUUCACCACACGUCGCCGUGCGCAGAGCUUCCGCAAGAAUCAACGUACCGGAGGAGCGGGAUCUGAAUCGGACGCUUCCCUUCUGCCACCGGUAGAAGUACAGGGAAUGUUGGAGCGUAAGCACGAGCUUCAAUCUGGGGGCAAAAAGGCACCGGUGCGAUCGUGGAAACCGUACUACACGGUGUUGUGCGGUCAACUGUUGUGCUUCUUCAAGGAUGCCGAAGACUUCGCAAUGCAAAAGGCGGCCACAGCACCGGUGAACAUUCUGAACGCCAGAUGCGAAAGAGCGGAAAACUACACCAAGAAGAAGAACGUGUUCCGACUGGUGUUGCUCGAUGGGUCAGAGUUCCUUUUCAUGACCAACUCGAAGGAAUCGCUAAGCGAGUGGGUGAACAAACUUGCCUUCCAUGCUGCGUUGCCACCGAAUUUACAACUGAUGAGUUACGACGAGUCAGUGAAGCAAAACAAUAGCGCGCCGGACAUGAAAUCAAUCAGCUCCACCCAAUCUCCGACGCCCGAGCGGAGCGACGCCGCAUCAUCGAUAAGUUCGCGAACUUCCUCCCCAGAUAGUCAGCGCCGGGACUCGCGGACCUCACUAAACAGUGCCAAAUCAGGAUCGGGAAGUAACGGUAGCUUCCACACUCCCCAGACCAACUUCCUACAGAAGCAGAAAGAAUUACGCGAGCAGGAACUUCAGCACCAGCGUAUGUCAACCGGUCAAAUGCAGCAGCACAACAACUUGCCGUCGCCAACCUCGCCAGGACCGAUGCCGGAAGUGUUUGGUUUGGCUGACAAACCACCAAUUCCACCACGUGGCAUGCCUCCACCGGUUCCUCAACGCCAGUCUAGUACGGACAACGUGUUGAACAACAACAAUGGUUCCGUACAGAUGCGCUCUAAACCUGGUUCUAGCAAUAGUCCGAAUGGAAGUGACUACGAUAAUGCCAACCUGGCGGGUGUAAAUCGGCCGUAUUCCUUGCAACCGGGCGCAAUGCAUAAUAAGUCGCAAUCGGGACCACAAAAUGGCAAUGCCGCUGGAGAAGACGUGUGGUUACGAAACAGUGAAAUGAGAACAUCAGGCUGGGGUCAGGCAAGAUUUGACAAUACCCGACCGACAUCUUUGCCUCCGGCGGCUAGCAACAACAGCGCCAACGCUGGCAGCACGAGUGGCACGAUGGUGGUGGGUCAGGACUUUGGCCAGCUCGUUACCGGUGGCGUCGGUCGUCAUCAAUCGGCCGAAAGUUCUAGUGAAAGUGAGGCCAGCUUCAUCAAGGGCGGCAAGGAGUCAAGCGGCAAAGACAAGAAGGGCGUUUUCAGAAUAUUUUCAAAGAAGAAGUCGAAAAACUCGAGCUAAACGUGCAUAUACAUCCGGUAUUGGCAACGAAUGCAACGAAAUACAAUUUGCUAUCGCCGUAUCCAUCUUUUUCAACUAACAUUCUGAAGACAUUUAAUUGCAGGUGUGCGUCGCAAAUGAAUCGUGUUUUUUUUCUUCUGUUUGGUUUUAAGUCUUAACUGCAAUAUCGUUUUACCUAUGCCGAUUGUGUAAUGGAUACUAAUCGGUCUAAUAUAUUAUUGUCCCGCGAUAUCUUUUCAUGGUAGGAAUACAAAUAUAUACAUAUGUUUUUACUUUAACGCACUCUUCUGGCGCACUAUCCGCUUUCAAGUGUGUGUGUUUGUCUAGUUUUGUCGCGUACGUGUUUUGUAUUGUAUAAGGUGUAAAGGUAUGCAGCUAAUAGAGGAAACGUAUCCAAUAAAAAUAAACAAUAAGGUUAAAUAAGCGAAGAAAUUAGAAAGGAAAAAAAAAACACAAAAAAUAUAACAAACACAAACACAGUAGGCAGCGUUUUUUACAUUGGUUAGAUGUUAGUUAGAUAUAAGCUCUGUUGUUAUUCGCACGUCCAAGUAAGCCUAAAGCUAGUGGAAAAGUCUUUAAUAAUUAGUAUAAAAAUUAUAUUGUCAUUUUUUUUAGAAGUAGCUUCUAAACGUAUAUUUCACCAGGUCAUUAGAGUGUUUUGUACGAAUAAACAGUAAAA
Anopheles moucheti is the source of this 13264-nucleotide messenger RNA. RefSeq names its product spectrin beta chain, non-erythrocytic 1 (gene kst). Gene Ontology annotation, molecular function: actin filament binding; phospholipid binding. The transcript is spliced from 11 exons. Gene Ontology annotation, biological process: actin cytoskeleton organization. The record is from RefSeq and is a predicted model, not a curated record. Lineage: Eukaryota; Metazoa; Arthropoda; Insecta; Diptera; Culicidae. Bases 1 to 12585 code for a protein of 4194 amino acids. Gene Ontology annotation, cellular component: plasma membrane; cell junction; cortical actin cytoskeleton.